AUGAACAAGUUUGUUCUUCUUUUAUUCUUCAUAAAUGUUGGAGUUACAUUGAUCAAGGGUUUAAACGACAAUAAUGAAAGAAAGCCAUACGUAGUAUACAUGGGGGAGUCGUCAAGCGGACUUGAACAACUGACAGUGGAGUCGCAUCAUCACAAUUUGCUUGCUGAAACCAUUGGAGAUGAAAGUGUGGCCAAGGCAGCUAAGAUACAUAGCUAUGGUAGGAGUCUUAAUGGAUUUGCGGCAAGAUUAUUGCCUAGUGAGGCACAAAGGUUAUCAGAGAAAAGCAAUGUAGUAUCGGUAUUUCCAAGCACAAUACGAAAACUUCUCACAACAAGAUCAUGGGAUUUCUUGGGAAUGCCUGAAAAUUUGAAGCAACGUAACCUUCAAAGUGAAAGUGAGGUUAUUGUGGGGCUGUUGGACACAGGGAUUUAUGUUGAAGCACCAAGCUUCAAUGAUGAAGGAUAUGGUCCUCCCCCAACCAAGUGGAAAGGAAAAUGUGAUACAGGCAAAAAUUUCACUGGAUGUAACAGGAAGGUAAUAGGAGCAAGGUACUACAACCUAGGAGAAGACACAGGAAUGGAACCCACCCCGGUCGACAACGAAGGGCACGGAACACACACAGCAUCAACAGCGGCAGGGAGGUCCGUCGAGGGAGCAAGCUUAUACGGAGUAGCUAAGGGAACAGUCCGAGGCGGGGUACCUAGCGGGCGCAUUGCCAUGUAUAAAGUGUGUGGCAGUGUAGGGUGUUCGGACACGAACAUCCUAGCUGCAUUCGACGAUGCAAUUGCUGAUGGAGUCGAUAUCAUAUCGUUCUCCAUAGGCGGCCCUGUGAGGAACUUCUCGAAAGAUGUCUUAGCCAUCGGUUCGUUUCACGCCAUGAAGAAGGGGAUUUUGACAGUCUGUGCUGGGGGAAAUGACGGGCCUUAUAGUGGGACUGUAGGGAAUGUGGCUCCUUGGGUUUUGACUGUUGCUGCUACUAAUUUGGAUCGACAGUUUAUGACUUUGGUAGAGCUUGGUAAUGGCUUGAAAUUCGAUGGGGUAGCAGUGAAUACAUAUUCUCCUAAGAAAAGAAUGUAUCCUUUGACAAGCUCCAUUUUCGCGUUAAAUGACACCGUGUUAAACCGCACUUUGAGUCCUUUAUCAAAUCUAAGCACAUGUGAAAUAGAUACUCUGUCGAAGAAAAAAGCCGAGGGGAAGAUAUUGUUAUGCUUGGGUUAUGCAUAUGCAGAUUAUACCGUGAGUGUAGCCCAUGGAGCUGGUGCCAUCAUUGCUGCUGAUGACCCCAUUGAAUCCGCUUACACUACUCUUAUCCCUGCUUCUUUUGUUUCUGCUGAGGCUGGUAAACACAUUGGCCGAUAUAUUAACACCACUAAGUCACCACUAGCUGUAAUACACAAAACAAGAGUUGUUCAUACAACAAACGCUCCUAUGGUUGCUUCAUUUUCAUCAAGAGGUCCACAAACUCUAGCUAAGAACAUCCUCAAGCCUGAUAUAAGUGCACCUGGGAUGGACAUUCUUGCUGCAUUCUCAAAACUGGCGCCUAUAACAGAUUACGAUGAGGACAAACGACGCAAUGUCUUCAACAUCAUUACCGGUACAUCCAUGGCUUGUCCUCAUGUCUCGGGUGCUGCUGCUUAUGUUAAGACAUUCCAUCCUGACUGGUCGCCUGCUGCCAUCAAAUCCGCUCUCAUGACCACUGCUAAACCUGUGAAUGGAAAGAGCUCAGAGGAUCCAUUGAACUCAGGAGCCGGGCUGCUUAACCCUGUUGAUGCAGUUCAUCCAGGCCUAGUCUACGACAUCUCACCAAAGGAUUACAUUCGGUACCUAUGCUUUGAAGGUUACAAUGAAAGCGCGCUAUCCUUUAUCCAUGGAAUUGAAAACAGUAAAAAUCACUACAACUGCUCAAAAUUCAAACAAGGGGUUGGAGCUGAUGGCCUAAACUAUCCUUCGAUGCACCUUCAACUUGCUGUUAAUGUAACACGAAUUUCAGGAGUCUUUCAUCGGACAGUAACCUAUGUAGAACACGGUGCUGCAGUUUACAAAGCCCAAGUGACAUCACCGAAUAAGGGUGUGUCUAUCAAAGUCAUUCCUGAUGUCUUGGUAUUCACAAAAGCGCAACAGAAAAAGUCCUUCAAUGUUGUGGUGAAAGGAACUGUAACUGAUCCUACUUCUUCUUCAACCUUAGAUGAUUGGUCGGAUCCUACAGUCUACACUCAUAAUUCAUUCUUAGAGUGGGUUGAGUCUAGUUCUAAUCAUAGAGUUAGAAGCCCUAUUGUGAUCUACCGGGGGCAUACAAUUGAGAAAUCGGGUUUUUGAAACUAGUUAGAAUUAGUAAUGUAGUGUUUGAGGGCUUGUAGGUUGCUAGUUAGUUGUUUAAUGGUACAUUUUUUUCCAUACGUAAAUUUAAACUAGCAUCGUAAUAAUAUGUGAAAUUUAAGAAUAAAUCAGUAAUAACAAAAGAA
This is a messenger RNA of Chenopodium quinoa (quinoa), 2462 nucleotides long. Its product is annotated as subtilisin-like protease SBT4.15. Gene Ontology annotation, molecular function: serine-type endopeptidase activity. The record is from RefSeq and is a predicted model, not a curated record. Gene Ontology annotation, biological process: proteolysis. Lineage: Eukaryota; Viridiplantae; Streptophyta; Magnoliopsida; Caryophyllales; Amaranthaceae. Bases 1 to 2316 code for a protein of 771 amino acids. The transcript is spliced from 11 exons.